This is a messenger RNA of Sphaeroforma arctica JP610, 664 nucleotides long. RefSeq lists its product as hypothetical. The transcript is spliced from 6 exons. NCBI's taxonomy places the organism in Eukaryota, Ichthyosporea, Ichthyophonida. The coding region runs from base 68 to 664 and encodes 198 amino acids. Gene Ontology annotation, molecular function: metal ion binding. The record is from RefSeq and is a predicted model, not a curated record.
UACAGGCACGUGGUCAAAUCCAAGCCUUUGUCCUCUGGGAGACAACUGCCAUCUGUCCCAUUCCCUGAUGGAAGUGAUGUACCACAAAGACAAGUACAAGACUAAGUCCUGUGAACGCUGGGCGAAGCCUGGACUGCAGUGCAGUUGGGGACCUCGUUGUGCCUAUCAACAUGGGGACAAUGAUCUGCCAAACGCUGCCGACAGAUACAGACAGGGCUCCGACUCGCCACCAUCUAAUAUACACCAGAGUGGUGAAACGGAGAUGAUCCUGACGAACAUGUCGGUCACCAAUGGUGCUAGAGGCCAGCUACAGAGAUCAUCAGGUAUUGCUUGGUCCUUGGGCAGCAACACCGUGACCGGAGACAAGCUCUGCCCCAACGUGAACACAUGUGCUCCCGAUGUCAUGCUUUUGACCCAGAAGUUAGAGGCCACCCAGAAGCAGCUGAGCCAAUUGGCUUCCGGCUACCGAUCACUGCACAAACGAACUGAGUGUCCCGGCUGCGACGGCUCGGCUACUCGAGAUCAGGCCUUGGCAUGCGGUCACUUCUUCUGCCGCGAGUGCACUAACAGCAAUCUCCGCUCCGAGAAAAACAAUGCGCGUGUCUCGUGUCCAGUCUGUAAUGUCGAUACGCCAUUGGGGAAGAUCUUGAAACUGACAGAAUGA